GUACAUCCUCACCUGUCCAUCCCAAAUAAUGGACGCCUGUCCACUUCCCCCACCGAGCGUACGACGCCUGUACCUGAAUCAAGCCGCGUCGCUCAAGUUGUUCCGACCCCAACUCGCGUCAUCUCUUUCCGUUCCGUCUCGUCUCACUGCCCAAUUGACACCACCGCCCACACACACACGCGCUCUGAAUCUCCCUCCCUCUCAUUUCUCGUACUCUCAGACACCUACACACAUCCGUACCCGCACCACCACUACCACCUGUUGACGCCUGUCCGUUGCCUACCUUGCUCUGGCGAGCCCACGCCUUCCUUAGUCACACCAUACCACACCGCACACGCUCUCGCAAUUCUGCCUUACCUGACCUCAGGUAUCUCAUCUAAACAGCAACGCGCGCCCGCGUCACAUUACUUCGCAUCGUAUCGCAUCACGACACCGCAGCACCACCACCAGUAACCAGCAGUAACGCAUCACGUUGCAGCACCGCAUAUCUUGAGCUGCCAGCCAAUUCAUCGUCGUCGUUCAACCCUUCUCUCACGGAUCGCCCGAGUCAACAAUCGCCAUGGCUGAUUCCGGCGACACCUAUCGACCUGUAAGUCGGGAGAGAUCUCGGUCCCCUCGACGUGGACGUUCGCGCAGUCCCAACCGUGCUUCAAGACGCCGUUCAUUUUCUCCUCGGAGCCGAUCCCGUAGUAGAGACGAAUACCGUGGACGGAGAGAUCGAUCCCCCAUGACUGGAACCGGAGCUCCAUCUGGAGGAUCUAGCACCGGGUUCGGAGGAGCACCGCCGCACCGAUCGUACGAGGAGCGCGCAGCCGCCCGCGAGCAAAUGAUGAGCAAUAUUAGGGAGACGUCUCAGCAGGAUCGCCGCGUCUACGUCGGCAACCUAUCCUACGAUGUGAAGUGGCAUCAUCUCAAGGACUUCAUGCGACAGGCCGGAGAAGUUCUCUUCGCCGACGUGUUACUACUUCCAAAUGGAAUGUCGAAGGUGGGCUUCUACACGUAGUCUAUGGCUGGUUUUUCUUUUGUGGACUCUUCCCUCUGGCUAUUGAU
This is a messenger RNA of Colletotrichum destructivum, 1050 nucleotides long. Its product is annotated as Putative RNA recognition motif domain, nucleotide-binding alpha-beta plait domain superfamily. Gene Ontology annotation, cellular component: cytoplasm; nucleus. The transcript has 5 exons. Gene Ontology annotation, molecular function: mRNA binding. NCBI's taxonomy places the organism in Eukaryota, Fungi, Ascomycota, Sordariomycetes, Glomerellales, Glomerellaceae. The record is from RefSeq and is a predicted model, not a curated record. The coding region runs from base 560 to 1003 and encodes 147 amino acids.